Molecule: messenger RNA, 2013 nt
Organism: Penicillium salamii
Lineage: Eukaryota; Fungi; Ascomycota; Eurotiomycetes; Eurotiales; Aspergillaceae
Source: the annotation of a GenBank genome assembly
AUGCGUCUUUCCGCAUCAGUUGCCCUUUUGGGGCUUGCUGUUUCACCAGCAUGGGCUCUUUGUCCAUAUGCUGAAAAGAUGGCACUUGAAAAAAAGAGUACAAUUCCUCAUCCGCACGCGCCCCGUGAGGUGUCCUCCUCUGGAAAGAAGGGCAUCUUCUACAUGAACCGAAUCGCACCUGGCACAUCAGAGUUAUACGUUGCCAAUCUCGACGGAACCAAUGAACGUCCUCUCCUAUCAAAUCCUAUCUACGAAUACCAUGCGGCGUUUUCCCCCGACGGCCAAUGGGUUACCUUUACCGGAGAGCGCAACGGUGAUGGAAACUCAGAUAUAUACCGUGUGAGAACCAAUGGUUCCGACCUCGAGGAAUUGGAGGCGACUUCCUCAAUCGAAGAUGGAGCAGUAAUGUCACCGAAUGGAAAGCAAGUUGCCUACGUUUCCACUGCCAAUGGAUACAAGGCGAAUAUCUGGGUCAUGGACUUGGAGACUGGUCACAAAUGGAAUCUCACGGAUACAGUCUCAACCGCUGCCAACGCCUCGCUACCGAACGGUUACUUCCGCCCCUCGUGGUCUCCCGAUGGACAAUGGAUCGCCUUCUCGUCAGAUCGAAACUCGGGGUGGUACGGACACGGAGAUCCUGUUUUCAUGGGUGUUUCAGGAUGGGAACACACACAGGAGCUGUCCAUUUACGCUAUUCGCCCCAACGGCUCGGACUUCCGUCGUGUUGUGUCGAAGUCCGGAUAUUGUCUUGGCUCGCCAAAGUGGUCACCCAACGGAAAGCGUAUCCUCUACUACGAGAUGACCCGCGAGAAUACUUGGAACUCCCACCGUCCUGAAUCAAUCAAUACGUCUAACUCCACUUUGGUUUCGGUGGACUUCGCCUCUGGCGCUGGCCGACGUGUUGAAGUUGCAGGAUCCGGUGUCAAGAUCUUCCCUCAAUAUAUCUCUGACAGCACCAUUGGCUGGUUCGCCAAGGGAUCUGGCAAAGAAGGACUCCACACCUCUGCUGGUGGAUUUGUCAACACUUCCAGCUCGACUAUUCGCUCUCCAGCCUGGUCCCCAGAUGGCAAGCAGGUUGUCUACGAGAAGACAAGCUGGGAUGUUGUUCGCCCGAUGGACAAGAAAUUGUACAGCUGGGAUGAGGACUGGGAGUACCGUUUUACCGAUGUAUUCCCACAGCUUUCAAACACAAACAAGAUCGCCAUGACCGAGAAACAGCUGGGAAAUUCCUCGAUUGUCUCCCUCAGCGCAAACGGCACGAAUGAACAUCUUGUCUACGACGACCUGAAAUCCGAUUUCCUCGACGCAUCAUCCGUCGCCAUGGGCACAGCAGGUGCAUUUAACCCGGGCUGGUCUCCAGAUGGAAAAUGGGUUACUUUCGGUGUAGGUUUCUGGUUCCAGUCCCGCGCAACUGGAGGCGGAUGGUUAGUUCGCGCAACCGCGAACGGCUCCUACUCCGAGGUCCUGACCGAAAGUGAAACCACCCUUGAAAGCAACAGCAGUGUCAUCAACUCCGGAUUCCCCAGUUACUCACACGAUGGUAAGAAGAUCAUCUUCCGCGUGUGGGGAGCAAACUCCACCCUCGGCGACAGAUCCCAGCUCGGUCUCCGUCUUCUUGAUCUGGACACUCGCAAGAUUUCUGUCCUAACAAACGAGUGGGAUAAUUUGCCUUCCUUCUCGCCUGACGGUGAAAGAAUUGUCUUCACUAGGAAAGUCAGCGAUUACAACUAUGAUGUCUGUACCAUGCGGUCGGAUGGGACAGAUUUGAAGGUCCUUACGAGCAGUGGUGCAAAUGAUGCCCAUGCUGUCUGGACUUGGGACGGCCGCAUCGCUUACUCCUCUGGCAUGUUCGGCUUCCAAUAUGAGUGUGCGCUCUACGACCAGACGUUCCAGCCUUAUGGUCAAGUCGUUGUGAUGGAUGUUGAUGGAUCAAAUAAGCGUGUACUCACCGACUCUAUCUGGGAGGACUCUAUGCCCAUGUUUGUGCCAAAUAGCAAAUUCAGAAGCAAUUGA